AUGCAUGAAAAAGAACAACUUCAUGAUGAGGAAAAGACAGGCAGUGACGCCUUACAACAGGCUGGAGAAGUACUUGGCCAGAGUGCUCAAAGUGCAAUGGAUGUUGAAGUUCUUUGCAUGGAUCAUUUAAGAAAAAGUAGUGAUCCUAGAGACUCCUCUUCUGAAGCUGCAACUCUAUGUAAACCAGGAAAAACCCAUGCAUUGAUAAAAGAUGAAGCUCAAGUUUUAUCAAGUGCUGAUCUUAAAGCAACAGAAAUCCCUCAUUUAGGCAGAUCACUUCCUUAUUUGGACUUGUCUGUUAUCCCCACUGAUUCAUGUGGCACUGUGGAAUGCAAUGUUGACUUAAACUUGAGUUCUCAGAAGCAACCUGACCAGGUUGCGCCAAAAACUAUGUGGGACUCCUUGGAUUCUACUAGCAGAAAUAAUGCCACUGUAUUGCAUGAACUGUCUCUUCCAGAAAUGUCAGCUGCGAGAAUUGAAAGAGUAGAAACUCAUGCUUCAUGGUUACACAAAGAUGCAUUUGAAUUUUUAGAAGUUGGUGACAGCUGCAAAGAUGAUGAUAAAGUUAGUCCUCUAUUUUCCAAGGAAAUUAAACCAAAAAACCAGUGUCUGCAGCCAUUUUCAGAAGAAAAAACCAGUGACAUUUUUCGACCAGUGACAACACAGCCUGUGGCGGCAGCUUCUAUAGCUACAGAACAAAGAAAAAUUCUUCAGUUGGGAGGCAAAAAUAAUCAACAAGAACAAGAAUCUCCUCUGUUACUAGGUGUAUCCUUAUCAGAAAACCAACUGCAGGAUGUGCAACCAAUACCUGCUUCAGUGCAUUUCCCUUCUUGAACUCUGUCAUUGAAACCAGAGAAUUUAUCCGAGAUGCAGCACUCUAGUCUUCCUCGAGCCAUUUAUCAUCAGUAUUGAGACACAAGCUUAUGCAUGAUAGUAUUGUAAGCCGAGCAAGAGCUUUCAAUGAAAGGAGUAGUUUUCAUGACAAAUAUAAGCCGUAUAGUACCAUGUGGUUUGAAGAGGAGUUGGAUUUUCUUUGGAUAGGUGUGAGGAGACAUGGAAGGGACAAUUGGGAUGCUGUGUUAAGGGAUCCAACAUUGCACUUCUCGUCAUGGAGGGUGGAAGAGACUUAGCUGAGCGGUGGGAAGAGGAACAGUCAACACUUUUGAGUGGCAUGUGUGUUCCUUAAUUCAAGUACUCAAUAGCACAAGGCAGUUCUUUGGACUACCACUACUUCUUGGGUCCAAAAACAGGAAUCUGGAAAGAAAAUAUAGGAGAUGAACCCGGACUUUCAUUUGGCAAUGUUGAUGCGGGUAGAGGAGGUAAUGGUUGGAGGAGGCCAUUAUUCCAGCCGGCUUAUGUUUGCAAUAAUGACAAUGAACACCUCCAUAGGCCUAUUAGUUACACAAAGAGGACAUCUCAUUUUCAUUUCCGAAGGGAGAAGUAUGACGAGGAUGAAUUUAGUAUUUUAAGUAGAAGUAGGAGUAUGGCAAAGGGCCAUUUAC
This is a messenger RNA of Prunus avium (sweet cherry), 1502 nucleotides long. The record is from RefSeq and is a predicted model, not a curated record. Lineage: Eukaryota; Viridiplantae; Streptophyta; Magnoliopsida; Rosales; Rosaceae.